AUGAUGGCCGAGGAGGGGCGGCAGGCAGCGUGGCUGCCAGGUGGAGUGUCCAAUUUUCCGACGCGUGAACGCAUCAGUGAGCAUGCCGCCGAACCGGGUGCGACUGCGGAACGGCCCAGUUCGGCGCACUCGGUCCGGAGUCAUCGCAGCAACGACAGCAAUCAACCGGACGAAAUCCACUACGUCAACCCGUUCGUGCACAAGCUCGUCUGGGACGAUCCAAUCGACAAGGCCAAGACGGCCUUGUUGACGCUAAUUCUGCUUCCAUUCCGAGUCGCGUUGAUUUUAAUCUGCCUCGUCGUGGCGUGGGCGCUCGCUAAUAUAGGCCUGUAUGGUUUAUCAAAAGAGGAUCUACGCACAAAACCUCUAGCUGGUUGGCGGCGCCAGCUGCGCCAACUCACGGCCCUUGUAAUGCGCACGCUGUUCCUGUUCGGCUCGUUCAACUACAUCCGGUAUAAGGGCGUGCGAGCCUCGCCAAAGGAGGCGCCAGUGAUCUGCGUGGCACCUCAUACUGCCUUCUACGAUUCGGUCUGCGUCGUGUUGUUCGGACCAUCGGCCGUCGUCGCCAAGUACGAGACGGCCUCGCUGCCGUUCUUCGGAAAACUCAUCGACUACGCCCAGCCUAUCUACGUGUGUCGGGAGGAUCCGCAUUCAAGACAAACCACCAUACGGGAGAUUAUUCAGCGUGCCAAUUCGAAGGAGGACUGGCCCCAGAUCCUCAUUUUCCCCGAAGGCACAUGCACCAAUCGCACUUCGCUGAUAAAGUUCAAGCCCGGAGCAUUUUACCCCGGUGUUCCCAUCCAGCCGGUUUUGAUGAGGUAUCCGAACAAAGUUGACACCGUCACAUGGACAUGGGAAGGACCAAACGCCGUUCAACUGCUCUGGCGUACGCUUACGCAGUUUCACACGUUUUGCGAGAUUGAGUUCCUGCCUGUGUAUUAUCCCAGCGAAGCAGAAAAAACAAAUCCAAAGCUGUAUGCUGAUAAUGUACGCUUACUAAUGGCCAAAGCGCUAGAAAUUCCAAUUUCUGAUUACACUUUCGACGACUGUAAGCUCAUGACGUUUGUCAAGAAUAUUGGCAUACCACACGCUGCUGCCAUAGCUGAUGUUGAAAAACUGCGCGAGACACUCAAAAUGGAUCUCUCCAAUGUGGAGUCUGAUAUAGUAACACUUCAGCACGAGUUCACAGACACCAACAGUUAUCUCACGUUUGCUCAGUUCGUCGAAAAAAUGCAAAUUGACCCCAACGACGAAGCGGCGAGCAACCUGUUUCAAAAAUUCGUUAAGCCUCAAACUCCCAACAUUAUUGACUUCAGAGAGUAUCUUUUGCAGUCCUUAUUUUUAAUUACGCUGUAUAAACCUAAACUAAAAUUUGCUGAAGCUUUGUUUUAUUUGAAUGGCGUCGAUGGACGUGUUAAUCGUAGCCAACUGUACGAUGCUCUCAAACAUCUGGUCCGAAUCUCACGCAAGGAAAUAAACAGUAUUUUCCUUCUAGCGGAUUCUGACAAUCUCGGAACUAUCAAAUUCAGUAAUUUCCUCAAGGCAAUCGAGCAUAAUCCACUUCUUACAAAACUCGAGAAGAAUAAUGAUCCCAACAACUUAAGACUGGGUUGA
Molecule: messenger RNA, 1614 nt
Organism: Anopheles nili
Lineage: Eukaryota; Metazoa; Arthropoda; Insecta; Diptera; Culicidae
Product: lysophosphatidylcholine acyltransferase-like
Exons: 9
Coding region: 1-1614 (537 amino acids)
Source: RefSeq, a predicted model, not a curated record